AUGAAUCUCCUGAACUCCGAUGAUGCGUUAUUAAUGAUUAACACUUUAUUGAACUCCUCCGAUUUGUGGCCAUUAGCUCCGGCGAAUCUCAGCCAGCUGCCACUAGCUCCGACGGCGAUUAACUCCUCCUCUGAUUUGUGGCCAUAUGUUCCGGCGAAUUUCGGCCAGAUCCAGUACGAGGAAAGCAACAUUUCAGCCAGCGCCGUAAAACUCGAGGACUCGGCUCACUUUAACAUUGAUGCCAAAACGACGCCGGAAAAGAAACGUGGGAGAAGACCGACGCACGGCAGAGAAGAGCCGAUGAACCACGUGGAAGCCGAGCGGUUGAGACGCGAGAAGCUAAACCAGCGGUUCUACGCGUUACGAGCGCUUCUGCCAAACGUAACGAAAAAAGAAAAGGCGUCGAUACUUGAAGACACGGUUACGUACAUUAACGAACUGAAACUAAACGCGGAAAACGCUGAAACGGAGAAAAACGCGAUUGAGAACCAGCUCAACGAACUCAAGGAAAAGAUAGCAGGAAGGAGAAACGGGAGUUCUAGCGUUUGUAGCGGCGGGGAAAAGACGCCGGAGAUUGAGGUGAAGAUCGACGUGAAGGUUAUGGAUCGUGAUGCGCUGAUUAGACUGGAGUCGAGCAAGAACAACCAUCCUGGAGCGAGACUGAUGAAUGCAUUUAUGGAUUUGGAGGUAGAAGUGAACCACGCGAGCAUCUCGGUGAUGAACGAUCUCAUGAUUCAACAAGUGACGGUGAAGAUGGGGUCGAGGGUUUACAAGCAAGAGCAGCUUCGGGACUUGUUGUUGUCAAAGAUUAAUUAG
Molecule: messenger RNA, 816 nt
Organism: Brassica rapa (field mustard)
Lineage: Eukaryota; Viridiplantae; Streptophyta; Magnoliopsida; Brassicales; Brassicaceae
Product: transcription factor bHLH28
Biological process (GO): regulation of DNA-templated transcription
Cellular component (GO): nucleus
Molecular function (GO): DNA-binding transcription factor activity; transcription cis-regulatory region binding; protein dimerization activity
Source: RefSeq, a predicted model, not a curated record